Messenger RNA from Fusarium redolens, 543 nucleotides. RefSeq lists its product as uncharacterized. The record is from RefSeq and is a predicted model, not a curated record. Gene Ontology annotation, cellular component: membrane. Gene Ontology annotation, molecular function: calcium:proton antiporter activity. Bases 1 to 543 code for a protein of 180 amino acids. Gene Ontology annotation, biological process: intracellular calcium ion homeostasis; calcium ion transmembrane transport. The transcript is spliced from 6 exons. NCBI's taxonomy places the organism in Eukaryota, Fungi, Ascomycota, Sordariomycetes, Hypocreales, Nectriaceae.
AUGCCUCGCGAGGUUGACGACGUGCUGGAAAUAAUAGAGCUCCGUUUUGAUAGCUACGUUGGUGAUGCGACCAUCCAUGGUUGCAGUGGUGCGCUGUCUGGCACUUGCGACGUCUUGUCUCUUGCUGCGAAAGUCGUCUGGUCGGCCAUGCGAGUAAAGUGGACCAUGCUUCCAAAAUUCAAUCGUCUCCGAACGCACAGCAACCUUUCCGACACCGAGAACCAGAACGAGGAUGACGAGGAGGGUGAGUGUGAGGAGCCCACUCUGGGACCCAUCACCGCUAUCGCUGUCUUGGUCGUCACCACCGUCCUCGUUACUCUCUGCGCCGAGUAUCUUGUUGAUGGCAUCAAUGGCCUUGCCACGACUUCGGGAAUCAGCCGAGUCCAAACUGUCGCCUUCGCAGCAUCUGUCCUCGUCAUCACAUACACCAUUCAGGAUGGCAAGUCCAACUAUCUCGAGGGUGCUAUGCUUAUGGGUCUUUACAUUAUCAUCGCCUUGGCCUUCUAUGCCACUCCUUCUGAUAUUAUGGACCCCAGCAAAUAA